ACUUCGGAGCCAAUGAGAAGGCAGAUAGAUGACGCUCGUCCAAUCAGCAGUCCCUACGGCCACCUCUGUCGAAGGACCUCCUUACUCCGUAGUUUCAUCUAUUUUGGCGGUUGUGUGGAAAACAUGGCGGAAAAUUUGAAAGAUUGCAGCGUGCCCUGUAAGAUGACCUGGGAUGAGCUCGAGGCCCUGUGUCGCACAGAGAAGCUCCACUGUAAGCAGCUGGGAGUGAGCAGAGCCAAUGUCAAUGAGUAUGAGGUGGAAUUCCUCUGUGACUACAAGAAAACAAAGGAGGACGAGCUCUACUUGGUGAAGUGGAAGGGCUUCCCGGAAUCUGAUAAUUCCUGGGAACCCAAGAGAAACCUCAAAUGUUCAAAACUGAUUAAACUGUUCCACAUGGAUCUGGAUAAGGAGCUAAAGCGCCACAAGAGACGCUGCAUUCCCAAAAAGCUAGAUAAGGAGGUUACCACCUUCCUGGUCCAGAAAGCUAAGUUACGUCAGAGUCUGCAGCGCUGGGAGGACCACUUGAAUUACACUCGCAACCACCCCGGUCGCAUUUUUGUCACCAAUGAAGUGGACCUGGAGGGUCCUCCAAAGAACUUCACCUACAUUAACAACUACAAAGUUGGUCCCGGCAUCGUGUUGAAUGAGAUGGCUGUGGGCUGCGAAUGUAAGAACUGUUUGGAGGAGCCGGUGAACGGCUGCUGCCCCGGCGCCUCCCUGCACCGCAUGGCCUACAACGACCGGGGCCAGGUCCGGGUCCGGCCAGGAGAGCCCAUAUACGAGUGCAACUCCCGAUGCAACUGUGGGCCCGGUUGUCCCAACAGAGUGGUGCAGAAUGGCAUCCAGUUCGACUUGUGCAUCUUUAAGACGGAGAAUGGCCGAGGCUGGGGGGUCCGCACGCUGCAGCACAUCAAGAAGAACCAGUUCGUCAUGGAGUAUGUGGGAGAGAUCAUCACGACAGAUGAAGCGGAGAGGAGGGGCCACUUCUACGACUGCCAGGGCUCCACGUACCUGUUCGACCUCGAUUAUGUGGAAGACGUUUACACGGUGGACGCAGCUCACCUCGGAAACAUUUCCCACUUUGUUAACCACAGCUGUAACCCCAACCUGCAGGUCUUUAACGUGUUCAUCGACAACAUCGAUGAGAGGCUUCCAAGAAUCGCCUUGUUCUCAACACGGGCCAUUCGGGCAGGAGAGGAGCUCACCUUUGACUACAAGAUGCAAAUUGAUCCAGUAGACACAGAAAGCACCAAAAUGGACUCCAGUUUCAUUCUAGCGGGACUCCCAACGUCCCCGAAGAAGAGGAUCCGAGUGGAGUGUCGAUGUGGAUCGGAAUCCUGUCGGAAGUAUCUGUUCUGACCUGGGAAUACCGGGAACAUUGUGAAAACUACAGAUUUUUAUUUUUAUAUAUAGAAUUAUAUCCUUUUAAUUGUGAAGCCAGAAUCAACUUUUUAUUCGUGGCAGAUUUUUUCAAGACUUUAAAUCUGUGAUUUUUUUUUUAAGAAGAAAAAGGAAAAUUUUAAGUCCUUCCUUCCAGGUGUUGCAUCAGUGUCCAGGACUGCUCUAAAACCUGUUGUGCUACGUACCAUGUUAACAACCGCGGGGCUCAGUCGCAUCACUGAACCGACUCCUGAUGAGUUAAAAACACCAGCAGGAAGACGAGCUGACUACAAACCCCCCUUCAGUAAAACUUGACUUUGUUCCAAGCAGCCGAGUAGAAGCUGGAAAACGCCCUACAGGCCACGCUGACUCGUGCUGCCUUGUUCCAGCCUCCACGUCCCUGCUGCAGUUCAUAUCUGGACACAUGCAGCUUUCCUUGAAAGAGAUUUUUAGUUAAAUUAGUCAUUUCUGACUUAUUGAGUUAAUUUUACCAGCAGCUUGUUUCAGGUUUUAUGACGUUUUCACACAGUGGUUGCAAAGAGGAGAGAAAGACGUCUUUAAUCCGCCUUGGCUCCUCUUUGGUAAUUCCCGACCAGACGGAGGAAACUCGGGAUGCUGAGCUAGUGUCUGUAGGUCGGCAUGGCAACCUGUUGGGUCCGAGUGAGCUACCAAAGAGGAACAGCAGCGACUUGAUGAGUGUUAAUGACAUUGACAGGGUGCAGACAGUUUGUUGCUGCCAACCCUGAUCCUGUCUGAGUUUCCACUCGGGAUCCAGAACAACGCCUGAUCCUGUCUGAGUUUCCACUCGGGAUCCAGAACAACGCCUGAUCCUGUCUGAGUUUCCACUCGGGAUCCAGAACAACGCCUGAUCCUGUCUGAGUUUCCACUCGGGAUCCAGAACAACGCCUGAUCCUGUCUGAGUUUCCACUCGGGAUCCAAAACAACGGCUGAUCCUGUCUGAGUUUCCACUCGGGAUCCAGAACAACGCCUGAUCCUGUCUGAGUUUCCACUCGGGAUCCAGAACAACGCCCGAUCCUGUCUGAGUUUCCACUCGGGAUCCAAAACAACGGCCGAUCCUGUCUGAGUUUCCACUCGGGAUCCAGAACAACGCCCGAUCCUGUCUGAGUUUCCACUCGGGAUCCAGAACAACGUCUGAUCCUGUCUGAGUUUCCACUCGGGAUCCAGAACAACGCCCGAUCCUGUCUGAGUUUCCACUCGGGAUCCAAAACAACGGCCGAUCCUGUCUGAGUUUCCACUCGGGAUCCAGAACAACGCCCGAUCCUGUCUGAGUUUCCACUCGGGAUCCAGAACAACGUCUGAUCCUGUCUGAGUUUCCACUCGGGAUCCAGAACAACGUCUGAUCCUGUCUGAGUUUCCACUCGGGAUCCAGAACAACGUCUGAUCCUGUCUGAGUUUCCACUCGGGAUCCAGAACAACGCCUGAUCCUGUCUGAGUUUCCACUUGGGAUCCAGAACAACGUCUGAUCCUGUCUGAGUUUCCACUCGGGAUCCAGAACAACGCCUGAUCCUGCUGGAACACCAGUCACAUUCUUCUCCGUCCACUCUGAUUCUUUUCUACACAUUUCGUAGUUUUAAUUGAACAAAUUUGACACAUUUGGAUGAAAGAAAGAAGCAAACUUUCCGUCUUUGCUUGAAGAAGUCGGUUCUUUCUCGGCCCAUAUUCAGGAACCCACCCGACCAGCACCUCCUCAGUCUGCUGGAACAGCAGCUCAGACCUGAGCUGAGUCUAUGAAAUGAACUCGAGCCCGUAACCCUGGAAACGGCUGCUUUUUGUGUGCAUGCUCCACACUACCAGCAGCAGAGGUGAGAAGGUCAGAACUUCAACACAGAUCAAUAAUCUUAAUGUUGGCUGUCACAGCAGAAACUCGUGUAUGCAGCAGCAGUCUACUCCCACCAAAGAAGAGGUCUCCAUGAACAUGAACAGAGUCCUGCAGCAGCACAGUGUAAAUACAAGCUUUUCUCCUCUCAACGUGCCGUCAGCCUCGUGAUUCUGUACAGUUUUAGUCGUCAAAUAGCUGCUUGAUGUUUGCAUGGAAACAAUUUACUUAAAACUUUUUAAUAGUACUUUUUUACUGUGACUUGAUGAUAGUUUGUAAAAAAUGAGAAUGUAAAUAAAUGUUUCUAAAGUGAA
Messenger RNA from Melanotaenia boesemani (Boeseman's rainbowfish), 3531 nucleotides. RefSeq names its product histone-lysine N-methyltransferase SUV39H1-like. The record is from RefSeq and is a predicted model, not a curated record. Gene Ontology annotation, molecular function: protein binding; zinc ion binding; histone H3K9 methyltransferase activity. Gene Ontology annotation, cellular component: nucleus. Lineage: Eukaryota; Metazoa; Chordata; Actinopteri; Atheriniformes; Melanotaeniidae. The transcript has 6 exons. Bases 13 to 1359 code for a protein of 448 amino acids.